Trichomycterus rosablanca is the source of this 4422-nucleotide messenger RNA. RefSeq names its product rho GTPase-activating protein 26-like. NCBI's taxonomy places the organism in Eukaryota, Metazoa, Chordata, Actinopteri, Siluriformes, Trichomycteridae. Gene Ontology annotation, biological process: signal transduction. Bases 303 to 2660 code for a protein of 785 amino acids. The record is from RefSeq and is a predicted model, not a curated record. Gene Ontology annotation, molecular function: protein binding; GTPase activator activity. Gene Ontology annotation, cellular component: cytoplasm. The transcript is spliced from 24 exons.
CGCAGGUUCCCCGUCAACCCUCCUGAAGGCUUCCCCAAAUUUCACACUACCGUUACCAGCUCUGAGGAAGGCAUUUUUAUUUUAUUGUUUUAAUUUCGGAGUGCAUUACGUACUUGGAAUGCGGUUUGGGUAUUGUAUUGUUAGCUAAGAGAGGCAUGUUUCGGCGCUCGAGCGUGCACACUUACCUUAUCAUGUCGAUAUGUGAGGCUAAUUAAUGCUAAACUGGUUAGGGUUUGUCGUUUUUGCAUUUUGCGUUAAACGUUGGGGUUAACUGACAGGACAGCCAAAGCACAGAUUAAAUAAUGGGAUUGCCUGCUCUGGAGUUCAGCGACUGCUACUUGGACAGCCCGCAGUUCCGAGAGCGGUUAAAGUCCCACGAACUGGAACUGGACAAGACCAACAAGUUCAUCAAGGAGCUUAUCAAGGACGGGAAAAACCUCGUCCAGACUCUCAAAAAUCUUUCUAUAGCACAGAGGAAGUUCGCAGAAUCACUCAACGAAUUCAAGUUCCAGUGCAUUGGGGAUGCUGAAACGGACGAUGAGAUAUGCAUCGCCAAGUCACUGCAGGAGUUUGCUGGUGUUCUUCAGAACCUGGAGGAUGAGAGGACACGGAUGAUUGAUAAUGCAAGUGAUGUUCUGAUCAUGCCAUUGGAGCGAUUCAGGAAGGAGCAGAUCGGAGCUGCCAAGGAGGCGAAAAAGAAAUACGACAAGGAAACUGAGAAAUAUUGUGCUGUACUGGAGAAACACCUCAGUUUGUCUGCCAAGAAGAAGGAGGCACAUCUUCAUGAAGCAGAUAAUCAGGUGGAUCACGUACGGCAGCAUUUCUACGAGGUAUCACUGGAAUAUGUGUUUAAGGUUCAGGAGGUCCAGGAGAGGAAGAUGUUUGAGUUUGUGGAGCCGCUGCUCGCUUUUCUACAGGGACUAUUUACAUACUAUCACCACGGGUACGAGCUAGCCAAAGACUUCAACCACUUUAAGACAGAUCUGACUAUCAGCAUCCAAAACACACGCAACCGGUUUGAAAGCACACGGUCAGAGGUGGAGAGUUUGAUGAGGAAGAUGAAGGAGAAUCCACAUGAGCACAAAAGCAUCAGUCCUCACAUUAUGGAGGGUUAUCUGUUCGUCUUGGAGAAACGCUCUUUCGUGUCCACAUGGACGAAGAACUACUGCACUUACCAGCGGGACUGCAAACGACUCACAAUGGUGUUUUUUGACCAGAAAUCUGGAGGGAAAAUAGGAGAUGAGGAGAGCUUUGUCCUCAAGUCUUGCAUCAGGAGGAAGACCGACUCCAUCGAGAAGAGAUUCUGCUUUGAUGUGGAGCCUGUAGACCGGCCUGGUGUGAUGGUAACCAUGCAGGCUCUGUCAGAAGAAGACCGAAGGUUGUGGAUGGAAGCUAUGGAUGGACGGGAGCCGGUAUACAACUUGAAUCGAGACAGCCAGAACGAAUCCAUGGCUCAGUUAGAUGUGAUUGGCUUCAAUGUCGUCAAGAAGUUCAUUCACGCCAUAGAGACCAAAGGCAUUGAUGAGCAGGGAUUGUACAGACUAGUUGGUGUGAACUCACGAGUGCAAAAACUACUGAGCCUUGCAAUGGACCCCAAAACCUGUGCUGAUUUGGAACUGGAGGGCUGUGAGUGGGAGAUCAAGACAAUCACCAGCGCUAUCAAAAACUACCUCAGAAUGCUGCCUGCACCUCUGAUGACCUACCAGUACCAGAGGAGCUUCAUCAAAGCAGCUAAACUGGAUAAUCCAGAGGCACGAGUGCAAGAGAUCCAUAGUAUCGUUCAUCGCCUCCCAGAGAAAAACCGCCAGAUGUUGGAGCUGCUCAUUAAGCACUUGGCAAAUGUGGCCAGCCACCACCAGCAAAAUCUGAUGACUGUUGCCAAUCUGGGUGUAGUUUUUGGACCGACGCUGCUCCGUCCACAGGAGGAGACUGUGGCCGCCAUAAUGGAUAUCAAGUUUCAAAACGUAGUGGUGGAGAUCCUAAUUGAGAACCAUGAGAGGAUUUUUAAAGAGAUGCCAGUUCCUGCAGAAGGACGGUCCAGCUCACAGGUGAAUGUGAACAGAAGGAAGAGUACAGAGAGCAAGGCCCCGUCCUGCAGUGAGAGACCUCUCACACUCUUCCCCACACCCACACACUCUGAAAAAGAACAAGCAGCGGUGGUGGACAGAAGGAAUAGCGUGCCCUUGAACUCCACUUCUGAAUCACAGUCAGCUCAUUCUUCACUGAACUGUAACAGCACUCAGAAAUGGAGCAGGUUUAAUAACCUGAGCGGUGGAGAUGGAGAGCAGGACAGUCCUGUUCAGAAACGACAGAGCCGGGUCAAUGCAGUUCAAAAUCCAAAGAGCCGUGCUAGCAGUAUAUCAACAAGUCCGGCUUCACCCAGUCCCACCUCUCCACGCUCUCCUUCCUGGCCUAUGUUCUCUGCUCCCUCAAGCCCUCAGACUGCCUCCUGCACCUCCAGCGAUACCUCUCCACUCAGCCCGCCUCUGCGGAAAGCCCGUGCACUGUACGCUUGUAAAGCCGAGCAUGACUCUGAGCUCUCCUUCGCCGCAGGGACUAUAUUUGAAAACGUUCAUUCAUCACGGGAACCAGGCUGGUUAGAGGGAACGCUGGAUGGACGGAAAGGUUUAAUCCCACAGAAUUAUGUGGAAUUUCUUUAAGCUUGGACUGGAACAUGAUAAACUACUGCGGUGUGUCAGUAGAGGACUGGAGCUGGUAAAAUCCAAAAGUACAGAUCUCAAAUUUUAGGUCUUGUGGUGUGUGUGUGUGUGUGUGUGAGUGUGUCCAACCGUUUGAUGGUAAGAAUGCUUGGCUACUUUAAACAAGCUGUUUUAUUUUUCUGUUUUUUAAAAGCACUGCCACUAGAAAAAAUCCUCAAAAGUUCACUUCAAAGAGAGAGUAAAAAAAUCCCUUUGGGAUUGAUUCUUAUUAGCUUCCAUCAGUGUAGGAGUGUUUUCCAGGAUGCUGUUCAUCAGAAAUACAGUAGACCCUUGAGUUACGAACGGUUUACCAUAUGAACAUUUUGGGUUACGCAAAUCUUUUUCAACUUAACGAACAAAUUUGAGAUUACAAACAGAAAUUCGCGAAACACGUGAUGUCACGAACACAUUCUCUCCGACCAUCUCUCUCUCUCUCUCUUUAUAUAUAUAUAUAUAUAUAUAGUCAGCGGACUGUGUUUUUUCUGUUUUCUUUAUAUUUUGUAAAAUUCUAUAUUAAAAUGGCCUGAAAGAAGAUACAGAGAAAGUGCAUUGGUGAGAAAAUAAAACAAUCUAAUGCUAUUUGUUGUUGUACAAUUAUUCCUGCCAGUAGCUGUCACUGUGUAUCAGACAGAGGGGACAAUGAGUGAGAGAGAAGAAGGAAUUCGGCUCAGUAAAGUAUUCUUUCAUGCAAUUACACCUACAAAAUACAAUACUAAUGAAAUAAAGAAGGAAAUAAUGGAGAAAUAUGAGAGUUAUUGUUUCUGGUAGAUACAUUUUAUGAAAAAAGAAGGAAAUUUAUUAUGGUGUAUAGUACAGCACAUGUGCUGUACUGAUAUGUGGUGUGUUUUGUAUGUACAGUACUACUGUGUAUUGUUGUUUAUUACAGGAAUGUCUAUUCUAUAAUUUAAGAUUAAGGGAAAAUAUACUUGUAUUUAUAACUAAAAAGACCAUUUAAGACAUUAGAAAGGUUAGGUGAGGGGGAGGUUUGGGAGGUCUGGCACCAAUUAAUUCUAUUUACAUGAUUUCUUAUGGGAAAAACAGGUUUAACUAACGAACAUUUUGACUUAAGAACAGCCCUUCAGAACCAAUUAAAUUUGUAAGUCAAGGGUCUACUGUACUGGAAGAUUGAGGGUCUAUAUGAAAUUUAAAAUGUGAGUACUCUUGCUGUUUUAGCUUAAUUCUAGGGAAAAAGAACUGACAGAAAAAGCUUCUGUGCAGUCUGGGGUUUUUAGGAACGUUUUGGCGUCUGUUAGAUUUUCCUGUCAUAUGUUCAGUACUACUAAUACAGAAAGUGCUUAUUUGUGGAAAGUUAUAAUUCAUUUUACAUUCCUUCGACUUGCACUCUAGCAUUUAAGAAUGCAGUUUUUAAAAUUGCUCAUUUUUUUGCAGGUAUGGAAAGAGUGAAAAGUAAAAGAAUGUGAAUCAAGCUAUGCUAAGUGUAAACCACUUAUUUAAGAUUUAAGACAUUCUCUUGAUUUAAAUGUGUUUUCUAGAGUGUAUUAUUAACAGUGUAAAUAAUUGACAGCUGAUCAUAAGUUCUAUGUAAAUAAUCCUACUUUGUAUCCGAGCUUACUAACUUAAUUCCGGCACCACUGCUGUCCUUUUUUUUACAUUUUUACGACUAUGUAAUUUAAUUGUGGGAGCCUUAAUGUUCUUUAAUUUUUUUAAUCAUAUGACAAAUCCUGAUCAUGAUGUUCAUAUUUGUUCUUAAUAAACAUCAGCA